UUCGCUUUUGCUUCCAAUUUGUGUGCAAUUCCUCAAAUUCUCCUCAAACCUGAGUUCCAAUGUUUGUGUAUUAUUUUAAUUUUGUUUUCUUUAAAAAUUUAAAUAAUACAAACAAUAAAAAAGCAAUACCGAUAAAAAUACUAUCAUCCAGUUUCAGUUAUUAACAACGAAAUCAGAAAAAGCAUUUAAGAGGAAACAGGCAAAAAUUAUCUCUCGUGUACCAAUUUCUAUGCCAUAAAAUGCAAAACUAAUUGUGGUUCCAGUUUAGUUUAUGCACAAAUACAAAAAUAGAACAAUCAAUUUUUUAAUUAAAUUGCGUGAUCGUAAUUAGCAGCAGUAACGGCAACAGCAACGGCAAAGGCAACCAACGAACGGCAGCAGCCCACACACCGAGGAACCGACUAUAAUAAAUUAUAUGACCUAUUUAUGUGACGACGCAGUUGAGGUAAAUUUAAACUCAAAUAGUCAUUCGAUAUCCUCCGUUUGAGCUUGGCUAUAAAACACCAGAACAUCCGAACACCAUCAACCCUUACUACAUACAGUCAUGGACACAAAAAUCGAUAACGCUUUGAUACAAAAGAAAAUUUUACAUCCUGGCAAACAAUACGUUCAACUUCGGCCUGGCACAAGGGUGAAAUUCCAUUUCCAAACACGGAGGAUUGACGGAACUCUGCUCGAUGAUAGCCGCAAAAUGGCAAAGCCAAUGGAGCUGGUGCUGGGGAAGAAGUUCAAACUGGAAGUGUGGGAGGUUAUUGUCCAGAAAAUGGCACUCAAUGAAGUUGCCAAAUUUACUGUUGAUAAAUCGUUAGUUUCGCAAUAUCCUUUCAUCUCAAAGACUCUUCGCGAUGUUGGGAAGAAACAAGAGGAGCGCCGGCACUGCUGUGGGAUGACACUACAAAACGAAGGUAUCGGUUAUAAGGAUCUCGACGAGCUGUUCUCGAAUCCCUCGGACCUGGAAUUCAUCAUUGAGUUGUUCUCAAUCGAAAUGCCCGAGGAUUAUGAAAAGGAACGUUGGCAGAUGUCCGACGACGAGAAGAUGCAAGCUACCCAUGACCUUCGCGAAAAAGGCAAUCAGUUUUACAAAGAAAAGAACUAUACGAAAGCAGAAGAAUGCUACUCCCAGGCUAUUGGCAUCCUCGAGCAACUUAUGCUAAAAGAAAAACCUCACGACACAGAAUGGUAUGAACUAGCCGCCCUCAAAGUGCCUCUACUCCUCAACUACGCGCAAUGCCGUCUCCUGGCUGAGGACUUCUAUGCCGUGAUACACCACUGCACCGAAGUAAUAACCCUCGAUUCACAAAACGUCAAGGCAUUCUUCCGGCGUGGCAAAGCACAUAUCGGUGCGUGGAAUGUGGACGAUGCCAAAAAAGAUUUCAACAAGUGCAUCGAACUGGAUCCGUCGUUGCGAGGGGCAGCGGCAAAGGAACUCAAAGCACUCGAAGAAGCACAAAGGAAGAUGGACAUAGAACAAAAAGCAAUUAUGCAGAAAAUGUUUUAGAGUUCAAAACAACUGAGUAUUUAUAACCAAGCGUAUUGAGAAACUGUGAUGAUUUGUUAUAAAAUGGAGUGUUCCUCUCUUCCCAACACGCACACCAAUCCCAAAUAUUGUGAUGUUAUUUAUCAGCAUGCCUUCUCUUUGUUGUGUGUGUGUUAAUUUUAUUUAAUCAUUUAAACUAAAUAAAUCCUCGUAUUAUUGCUUUUGUUUAGAACAAAACGAGAAAAACUUAAUAACAAAUAGAAUUAAUCUUCUUUUAUUCUCUCCCUUGAGUAACAACAACACCAAAAAAUAUAUAUAAAUGUAAACAUCCUGAUCUUUGGAAAAACUCUGUUCAAAGUAGUUAAAUUUUUUGUUUUUUAAAAACCAAAUUGAAAUAAUAAAAUUAGUUUCUUUUAUAUAACUCUCAA
Molecule: messenger RNA, 1905 nt
Organism: Eupeodes corollae
Lineage: Eukaryota; Metazoa; Arthropoda; Insecta; Diptera; Syrphidae
Product: AH receptor-interacting protein
Exons: 4
Coding region: 545-1498 (317 amino acids)
Molecular function (GO): peptidyl-prolyl cis-trans isomerase activity; protein binding
Source: RefSeq, a predicted model, not a curated record